AUGAGCGGUUUCAGCUUAGCAUCCUCCUUCCCUUGGAAUCCUGGAGAAGAAUAUAACAUGACAUAUGAUGACAUUCCAGGCUUCAACAAGAGCCACAGUAAUAAUUAUAUAGAACCGACUCCAGAUUCUUCAUUAGAAAAGGAUAUUACAACCAUCAUUACAAUUUUAUUUUGCAUUUUUGGCUUUAUUGCAAAUGGAACUGUCAUCUGGCUUCUUGGCUUCUGCAUUAAGAGGAAUCAAUUCACCACUUACAUUCUGAACCUCUCCAUUGCUGACACUGGUUUACUCACUGCUAACUUUAUUACAGAAAUACAUUGGAUGGCAAAAUACUCUUACGAUAGCCUGCUAUGUGACGUAUUUGAUCAUAUCUUCUAUUUCACGUACAACACUGGCCAAUUCCUAUUGACAGCCAUCAGCAUUGACAGAUGUGUGUGUGUCCUCUUCCCCAUUUUGUAUCGAUGCCACAGACCACAACAUUUAACCAGGACUAUAUGUGCUUUAAUAUGGGGCCUUUCUUCCCUUUCCCCUGGAAUUCACUUAAUUCUCCACCUGAAUAAUUUGACAUCAUAUAACAUAGUAAACUUUCAGUUGAUUGUGAGUGGCCUCCUUUGCCUCCCACUCAUGACUAUCUCCACACUGAUCCUGUUCAUCAAAGUCUACUUUAAACCACGACAGCGGAGGCGUGGGAAACUUAUAGUAAUCAUCUUGCUUGCUCUUCUCUUCUUCAUUGUUUUUUCUUUUCCUCUUAAUGCCUUUUACAUUGCCGAUUAUAUUUUCCAUUCAGAAACUCCCCUUCUUGCAUUUUAUGGGUUCUUAUGUGCCUCUCUGAACAGCAGUGUUAACCCUUUCAUCUAUUUCCUGGUUGGGAGAAAGAAAAGAGGCAGACCUAUUACAAACAUGAAGGCCAUACUCCAGAAUGCUUUCAGAGAUGAGGAAAACUCUCCAGAGGAAGAGGAGACCACCGCUGAAACACAGUUAUGA
This is a messenger RNA of Lacerta agilis (Sand lizard), 981 nucleotides long. Its product is annotated as proto-oncogene Mas-like. Bases 1 to 981 code for a protein of 326 amino acids. Gene Ontology annotation, biological process: G protein-coupled receptor signaling pathway. Gene Ontology annotation, molecular function: G protein-coupled receptor activity. Lineage: Eukaryota; Metazoa; Chordata; Lepidosauria; Squamata; Lacertidae. The transcript has a single exon. Gene Ontology annotation, cellular component: membrane. The record is from RefSeq and is a predicted model, not a curated record.